This is a messenger RNA of Podarcis muralis (Common wall lizard), 4711 nucleotides long. The record is from RefSeq and is a predicted model, not a curated record. NCBI's taxonomy places the organism in Eukaryota, Metazoa, Chordata, Lepidosauria, Squamata, Lacertidae.
CUCCCAGCAACCAGAGCGAGGUGCUGAGGUCCCCAGCCUAGGCGGCCAUUGCAUGGGAAGCGGAGAGGGGGGCAAGAGUCUUCCACGUCCAGCACAAGCGCCCCUGGCUGGUCCUCGUCUCUUUGCCCUCCUCGCCAGGGCCACUCUCACAAGUUGCAGACGGGGCUCCGCCAGAGUGUCAAAAGAAGGGGGCGGGGGGCAAACGUCUCCCUCUCUCUCUGACCCCCGCGAUCCUGGGCUGGGCGGGGGUUGCAUUCCCAACCCGAGCAGGUCAACGUCUCCGGGACUUGCAAGGGACCCGGGUCCUCCUUGCCCGGCGAUCGCCUCCAGAUUAGCCAAUAGGAGCAACGGAAGAAAAUGCAAGGAAAGAGCUUUCCCAUCAGGCUUCUUGACUGAAGAGGCAAGGAAAUGCACUUUGCAGCAGAAAAGUAAGAACUUGGUUGUUCAAGGCAUCAAUCAAGGAGAAGACAACCAAAAGCUCUGGCCCAAAAUGAAUUAUAGCACAUCCACUGCGAACACUUUGUACCACAGUGGCACUCCCACUUCCGAGCCAGACCAUGGGAUGACUGUUGACGGUGCUGGAUCAGAAACUGCUACGCUGACUCCUGAAACCAGCAGCUUUAACAGCACCAAAAUUCCAGAUGUGGCUGGCAAUGGUUCUGGCAUGGGGACCAUGCUGCUGUCCUUCGGCAUCAUCACUGUGAUUGGGUUGGCUGUUGCUAUGGUUUUAUAUAUCAGGAAGAGAAAACGACUAGAGAAGUUGCGACAUCAGCUCAUGCCCAUGUACAACUUUGAUCCUGCAGAAGAACAGGAUGAGCUGGAACAAGAGCUGUUGGAGCAUGGCAGAGAUGCUGCUUCUUUGCAGGCUUCACAGAAUAAGACAAAUCAAGGGGUGCUCCAGAGACCUAGUCGCCUUGUGUUCACAGAUGUUGCAAACGCCAUCAAUGCAUGAGCAGUGCUUCCUCAGUCCGAGAGGCAGGAGGGUGACACCAUCCAGCUAGCAACUUGCCACGGACAGUGACCAUUGAUUCCAGCUGGGGGAGAAGGUGCCAGGAACCAAUGUGAAGCCUGUUGGGAAUCUGUUGCCAUGAAGAAGCUACUUCACUCAGAGCUUGAUUGGUAAUGUCAGUACCAAGCUGUGUGUGCUGAAAAGUGCAAGGUUAUUUGAGAUAAAUUGAUAAGAACAUGCAUCGUGACAGGCUAGAGUUAGGAACAAGAGCAUCAAUUUCUAAGGCCUUCCUCCAUUGGGUUGUUGUCAGAGUAUCCUAACGUCAGAAUCUUGCAGGUUAACCUAAUCCACUCCAUGCAAUAGACUCCCAUUCUCAGAUAUGUGGGUGCAUCUUUCUGGCACUGGAAGCCUGGGCAGUUGUCUCUGUCAUCUGGACUCAAGCCUAUAUUAUGAUGUGCACCUGGUUGUCCCAUCUCAUGUUUCAUGCGCAUAAGAGGCUGACCUUAAGCAUGAGCACAAGGUCCAGAAUUUUCCUUGCGACCUUCUAUUAGAUUUCUCCAGCGCAGGUACUCUAGCUAGCUCACCUUGAGGACCAUUUGCAAGAUGAUGCUGUAGAGUGUGGCUUCUAGAAGCUGGGGACUCUCCCAUAUCAGAAGGGCUACCUCUCAUGAGCACUUAACUAAAGGGAGAGUCUUAGAAAUAGGAGCAGCAAUAUGUAACUCAUGGAUUUUGAGAUGAUUUAUCCCAUCCUUCUUCAGCCAAAGAUAGUGAGCCUUAGCUGAAGACCAGUUGCUUUUGGAAGAGUAUUGUGUGUACAUGCAUAUUCUUGCAUAUACUUAAUCAGAUAUGGGUUCAUGUCCAUACAGAACAGUUAAAAGCCUGAUCUGUGUCUGCCACAGGAUCUGCAUUCAAGGUUCUUUUUGCAUUCUUUUGAAAAUAUUCAAGAACAUUACAAGAAAAGCAAAAGGCACAGGACAGUUUUGUACAUUAGGUUCUUGUUCUGACCUGGCUCUGUGUUCCAUGCUGAAGAUAUUCCAAAUUUUGUGACAGUUACUAAAUCGAAUAAAUCCUACAAUGCAGGCAAACUUCAGUACAUGUAAGUUAACACAGUUUUAUUUUACACCCCUGGUAGGGUGGGAAGGAGAAUGUUGUUAUUUAUUUAUACAUAUAUUAAGAUAAUUUAUAUCCCAGCUUUCGGCUAAAAAUAGAAUGCUCGAAGGGCUCGGGGUGUAGAAUGCAGAUUUUGUUUUGCCCCCCUUAUUUUCAGCAUAGGAACAAGGAAGAGAGGGGAUUACCAUUCCUCUGGAACAGCCUUUUCCAAUCAGAUGCCCUCCAUAUGUCUUGAACUACAUCUCCCAUCAGCCCCAGCCAGCCUGAGGGCUGAUGGGAGUUGUAGUGUGAAACAUCUGCAAAGCACCAGGCUGGCAAAUGCUGAUGUAGAACACAAGGGAACAAUAGUGAUGCUGAUGUAAAGCCCCACACUGUCUUUGCUGGGAGCUCAGGUUCCUUAUGGUUGAACAGGGAUAUUUUGGAACACUGAAAUUUUCUUUUAGAAUUGUGAAUAUGAUAGUUUUGUUCUCCUCCCCAGUGGUGGCUUACAUACUCAGGAAUUUGCAGUAGCAGCCAGGAGCUGCGUUAGGUCAGUCUUUGUGGUCUGAUUAUGUCUAUGCCUGUUUCCGAAACCCUCUUGAUAUUUACGUAUUUAUUAGAUUCCUAUCCUGUCUUUCCACCUCCACAUUCAAGGAGACAAACCAAAUAGCCAUUACACGAAACUGCUGUAACAAAUCAGUCAAGAAGCAUCAAAGUAAAGUACAAUCGAAGUACAAUCAAAGGGACAGUGUUUCUUGAUGGAUAAUGGGAGAGCUUAGUUUGGACCCUCCUGCUGUUGGUGGUUGGUUGUGCCCUACGAUGUCAUUAGUGCACAAAGAGAAAAGCCGAAGCGUGGGCAGGUAAAAAGCCCUUCUGCUAUCCACGAUCACUGUGCAGUUCAGCAUCAUAGCUCCUUGUACCCCUCCAGAUGUUUUUGACCACAACUCCAUCAGCCCCAGCCAGCAUGACUAAUGGUCAGGGAGGAUGGGAAAUGGAGUGAAGCGUAGAAGGGCCACUGUGCAAGUAUUGACAUUUGUGGGCAGCUAUGCACUUUAGUGCAGGUUCCGAAGCUAACCACAAAGGAAAGUGUGGCGCAGUAUAAGUAGGAUUUCAUAUUGAAGUGUUUGUGGGGGAUGAGAGUAUCCUGGCUGUUCUCUUCUGUGCUCCCAUGGGAGCUACAGCAUCCGAAACGCACUUCGGUUUCCAUUGGGAACAAAAUGGGAAGCUGGGGGGAAAACGUCAGAGAAACCUCAUUCCAAUGCUUUAACCUUCUAAACCCAGUUUCUCUUUCCUCCCUUGAUAGAAUUUUUUUGCUUGGCACACUUGUUUCAUGCAAGAGGCAGGUUGUGAUCAUGUAAAGCUGGAUCCAUAUGAUAGAUUUGAGAUGCUCUGCUGUCAUGCAGAUGAGUAAGUGGUCUGAUAUAUGCAGAGCGGUACUGUUGAUGUGUUGUCACUGAAUGUGCCCCCCACUGCCAGCCUGUGCAUGCAAGUUUGCCACUCAGGUCUUUUCUUAGACCUGUAAAACGUGUGUGUAGAGGUGUAUAAUGCAUAUGACUGGCGACGUGAGUAUAUAGUGUCAAACUCCAUGAAUUAGAACUUUGCAGCCAGUGUUAAGUCUCCCUACUCCCUAUGUAUCUUCUUCACUUUUGGGGUGUAUGUAAUCGCAUCGGAUCAUGAAAACUUUCUCAUUCAAUGAUCAUUUCCCGAGGGCAUUCACACAAACACCAGUAACACAAUUCCCUCCACCAGUCCUACCUGACACUCUGAAAGAAAGAAAGAGAAAGAAAGAAAGAAAAACUCUCAAAAGAUUCCAAGGGCUCAGCUGAAUCUACAAUUCACAGAUAGCUUUCACUGUGACUUCAAUUUCCAUUGCAACCCAUAUCUAUAAGACAGCAACCCUGGCUGGCAUUGACGGCAUUCAAUAAGGCUGUAGCUUAUAAAGUGAAGUAUAUUGAGGCAUUGGAGGUUGGCAGUAAGGCCUCCAACACUGAAUUAUAAGGUGGUUCUUUAGCAGGCAGCAGCUGCUACUCAGAAGUCGUGCACCGCCCUUUGCCAACCAUAAGUUUUGGAAUACAAUGCUCACCUACCCAGGACAGUAUAUCCCCAAAACAUUUGGAGGGCACCUGGUUGGCAAAGGCUGCUCUGUUCUUUGCAGUGCUGGGUUUCUUUUUCUCACUGACAGCAUUGGCUCUUUCGCAUUCUCAUCACUGAAGCAAAAAAAUAAAAUAAAAAAUGACUGGAAAAUGAAAUUUCUUUCCAAAGGCAACAAUAUGCUCCAUGAAGUGCCAUUAACUGAAAUCCUUGCAAUUCUCAGGCACUUGAAAACAUAGAGGCUGAGUGAUUAACUUACUGCAUAUUUGGUACAAGCGUGCACUUUGAUCAUAGGCUGUUUCUGAAGGGCAUGCUAUAUAUAGUAUGAAUGGUUCUGGAAAGGAAAUGGGAUAUUAUUACCAGUUCCUUUCUGCCCUGCAUCUGGAAGGCUUUCAGUAAUGUAGUGCUGAUGGCUUCACUGAAAGGGCAGUGCAGGUAUUUGUUAGGCUUGUGUACCAUCGUAUUCUUCGAAUGCAAUAGCCCUUUCCUACAUGGUACUUGGAAGUCUCUGCGUAAUGUAGGAUAACCAUUGCAAUAUGUUCCUGUAUUUGAGACGUUAUUAAAAUAUUUAUGUGAAAUCAA